CUGAAAAGAAAACACUUCCGGCAAAGACUACCGCUUGUUCGAUCGCUGACCUCGUCGUGUUCUUCUGCAAACUUUAGACGGAGUGAAAAGUGAAUAAAGUUCACUUACUUAGUUAGCGUCACGAUAUGGGCGUGCACGCGCAACUGGCCGCCGUCAUGGAGUCGCUCGUGCACGCCGCCGUCUUUCAGCUCCAGAAGCUGGAAGAGGAAGAAAAAGAACCCGGAAUGGAAGAGGAAGAAAAAGAAUCCGGAAUGGAAGAGGAAGAAAAAGAACCCGGAAUGGAAGAUGAGCGGGUAGUUGUGCGCCGACAGAAGGUGGUGUGCUUCGCCGCCAUCAUGGAGACUCUGGCCAAUGAGGCGCUUGGGAAGAUGGUCAACAUUGUGGAUGUCCACCUGUCGGAGGCGGAGUCCAAGCGGCGCUUCGUCAGCAUCCUCAACCAAGAUGGCGUCGAGGCGGAGCACUCGUACAGCGCCCCUCCAGCCGGUCGGGACGCCUCGCCGCUCGCUCAGGAGGAACUUGGCCACGCCGAAACGUCCUUGAUCCUGGCUGUCACCAUCAAAGACCCUGCCGCCAUCGCCGAGCGUGAGAGCCCGGUAACGCCGCCGCCGCCUUGGAACCGUCGUCGAGCGAGCUCGGACUCUGAGGAGUCGCUGCAGGAGGGCGCCACACGCGGCAGGAAGUUGUUCACAACUCGGAGCGGCGGGCAGCCGCACGUGUGCCGGCAGUGCGGGAAAUGUUUCGCAAAAGGGGCGCAGCUCAAGACGCACGCCGUCGUGCACACGGGUGAGAAGGCCUUCGCCUGUGACCUCUGCGGCCGGCGCUUCACCCUCAGACAGAACUUGCAGCGACACGCCCACAGCCACACGGGCAGGAAGUUCUUCACGUGCGGCGUGUGCGGCAAAGGCUUCACGCGCGCCGUCACGCUCAGGACGCACCAGCUGAUCCACACGGGACAGAAGCCGCUCAAGUGCCAGCACUGCCCCAAAAGCUUCCGCCACGCCAUCAACCUGAAGAACCACCUGAGGGUGCACAGCGACGUGCGGCCCUUCGCCUGCGACGUCUGCGGCAAGACCUUCCGCCAGGCCUUCAACCUGAAGAUUCACGGCCGCGUCCACACCGGCGAGCGGCCAUAUUGCUGCCAGUUGUGCGGCAAGACCUUCAGCCAGCAGAGCAGCCUGAUCACGCACGGCCGCACGCACUCGUCCGAGCGCCCCUUCGCCUGCGCCUCCUGCGACAAGAGCUUCAACAACGCCAACAGCCUCAAGCUGCACGUGCGCGUGCACACGGGCGAGAAGCCCUACGGCUGCGACGUGUGCGGCAAGACCUUCAGCCAGGGCAGCCAUCUUCGCACGCACAAGAGCCACGUGCACGCCGGCGGCAAGCGCUACAUCUGCGACAAGUGCGGCAAACGCUAUGCCGACCGACGCAACUUGAAAAUGCACAAGUGCGGCUAUGCCUGACUGCAUGCACGGCGCCCGGGGCCCACAUGGAGUUUGGAAAGACUUGGAUGGAUGCUACGAGGGCCCACAUGGAGUUUGGAAAGACUUUGAUGGAUGCUACGAGGGCCCACAUGGAGUUUGGAAAGACUUGGAUGGAUGCUACGAGGGCCCACAUGGAGUUUGGAAAGACUUUGAUGGAUGCUACGAGGGCCCACAUGGAGUUUGGAAAGACUUGGAUGGAUGCUGCGAGGGCCCACAUGGAGUUUGGAAAGACUUGGAUGGAUGCUGCGAGGGCCCACAUGGAGUUUGGAAAGACUUGGAUGGAUGCUGCGAGGGCUCACAUGGAGUUUGGAAAGACUUGGAUGGAUGCUGCGAGGGCCCACAUGGAGUUUGGAAAGACUUGGAUGGAUGCUACGAGGGCCCACAUGGAGUUUGGAAAGACUUGGAUGGAUGCUGCGAGGGCCCACAUGGAGUUUGGAAAGACUUGGAUGGAUGCUACGAGGGCCCACAUGGAGUUUGGAAAGAGUUACAUAUACUGUAAUAUUGUACAUGGUAAUUGUGAUUUGUUAUAUAUUGUAUAUAUGAUAUACAAAUAUAAUAUAUCAAUAUAUAUUAUAUACUGUAUAUAUAAUAUGUAAAUAUUACAUGUACAGUAUGUUAUAUUUUAUAUUGCUACUAUGGUACUACUUUUGUCUACUUUAUACCUGCAUUAUCCUUUCCAUCCUUACACUUUCCAUCCUCUGUAAGUGAGCUACUGUGUGGAUCAAUAA
Messenger RNA from Nerophis lumbriciformis (worm pipefish), 2209 nucleotides. RefSeq lists its product as uncharacterized. NCBI's taxonomy places the organism in Eukaryota, Metazoa, Chordata, Actinopteri, Syngnathiformes, Syngnathidae. The record is from RefSeq and is a predicted model, not a curated record. Gene Ontology annotation, biological process: regulation of transcription by RNA polymerase II. Gene Ontology annotation, molecular function: RNA polymerase II cis-regulatory region sequence-specific DNA binding; DNA-binding transcription factor activity, RNA polymerase II-specific.